Molecule: messenger RNA, 2154 nt
Organism: Telopea speciosissima
Lineage: Eukaryota; Viridiplantae; Streptophyta; Magnoliopsida; Proteales; Proteaceae
Product: protein RIK
Exons: 12
Coding region: 92-1978 (628 amino acids)
Cellular component (GO): nucleus
Molecular function (GO): RNA binding
Source: RefSeq, a predicted model, not a curated record
UUAUAGGUAAAAUAAAGCCCCUUCUGCAAUUUGCAAUUUUGCAUAGGUCGUCUCUUUGGUCUUCGCUAGCAAACCCGAUUUACCCGAUAACAUGACAGAAGACAGUUGCCUUAAAGCUUCUGAAGAAUCAAUGGCGGCUGCAGCAGCAGCGACAAGACAAAGGAAAAAGAGGAAAUGGGAUCAGCCUGCAGAGUCCCUAAUCUCAGCUGGGCUGCAAGUACCUGGAUUGUUCCCGCUGGGAAAUGUGGGAUCUCUUGUUGGAAUGGCACUUCCUGGCAUUACUACUCCUUCUGGUACUCUUUUGACGAAUCCUCUUCCUACCUGUGCAACUGUUCCACAUACGUUUCAGGCUCUUUCAAUCCCACUGAACACAAGUGCAGUGCUCCAAAAAUUGAAUCAAAGCUUGCCUUUUCAGCCCAAGAUCCAAGAUGAGUUAAUAGCUCGGGAAAUUGUCAUAAAUGAUGCUGAGACUUCUGUGCGCUACAAGCUCACAAAACGCCAGACCCAGGAGGAGAUUCAGAAGUGCACUGGCGCUGUGGUGAUUACCAGGGGCAAGUACCGUCCACCAAAUGCAUUGCCCGAUGGUGAAAAGCCUCUGUAUCUUCACAUUUCUGCUGGUGCUCAUUUGAAGGAUACAGCAGAACGAAUCAAAGCAGUUGACCACGCUGCUGCUAUGGUUGAGGAAAUGCUAAAACAAGGAAUAAAUAUGCAGCCAGCUACUGCUCCUUUUCACUCAGUUACAAACACGGGACAGGUUACUCAGCCAUUGAGCACUUGUGUGUUUUUAGGCUUUGAUGCUGACCCAACAUUAAACAUUGCUGCUCGCAUACAUGGGCCAAAUGACCAGUAUAUAAAUCACAUUAUGAAUGAAACAGGAGCAACUGUUGUACUGAGAGGACGAGGUUCAGGAAAUUUUGAAAGUCCAAAUGGACAAGAACUUGCACAACCACUGCAUCUAUGCUUGUCGUGUAAUAACCUGAAAAGUCUUGAUGAUGCAAAGCAUUUGGCUGAAAAUCUUUUGGAUACAAUCAGUGCAGAGUGUGGUGUCUCCAGGGUCACAUCGUCUAAGGUAUAUAAUGCUGUUCCUCCCCCACAGCAGUUGUUGGCUGGAGUUGAAAGUUCUGGGAGUGAACAGAAACAAAAUUUAGGUCCAAUUGGUAGCUUGACGUCAUCUGCUGUGGGUUCUACUCCUAUUCCUCAUGUUUCCUCAAUCACAGUCCCUGGAGUCUCUGGUGUCUAUCCUCAAGUGACAGCAGUUUCACAACCUUGGGGAUUGCCCAGUUAUGGACAACUUCAAUCAAACAUGGUUUGCUAUCCCCUACCUGCAGUGAUAGGUGGGACAAGAUAUAGUGGAUAUGAAGGGAUAUAUCCACAAGCCACUCCAUUGCAACAGGUUGCCUUAGCCUUGAGACAGUCGCCUUCUCCUGUCACUUCCGCUACAGCUCCUGUGGUGUCAGAAGGAAGCACUAGCACAUUACCAAAAGUGAAUCAAAGCUCCAAUUCCAAGGAAAAACGGCCUGUGCAGAGGAGAAAGUUUCAGGAGUUACCAGUAGCUUCUCAGGGGCCUGACAAACCCCUUAAGAAUUCUUUGCAGGGACCAGAAUUUCUCAAGCCAGGUACACUCCCAGAGGAUUUGGGCGUGAGGGAUAUUUCAGCAAUGCCACCCCCGCAGAAAUUGAUCCAGGCAUCAUCCAAUGGAAUGCUCCCGCCCCCUCCAAGGACCAUGCCACCACCACCAUCACCACCACCACCGAAGUUUACAUCUUCAAGGACCAUGCCCCCACCACCGCCACCACCCCCGAAGUUUACAUCGUCAACUUCAACCCCUAAAGCAAAUGGCAUGAAGUUGAAAUCUGACCCUGUCCCUGAUACUUUGAUUAAACUCAUGGAGUAUGGUGAGGAGGAUGAUGAACCUGAUGGAACCACUGAAGACUUUUCCAAGAGCAACUCAACUCCAAAACCAUUCUGGGCUGUAUAAGAGGUUGUCCGAGUGAUUGUUUGUAGGUUGAUGGAAUUUGAUAGGAUUGACCACAAAAUUGUGGCGAAGUGUCAUUUUCGGUGAUUCAGUAGGGGAUGGGUUUGAGGGAUACAAAUUUAUUGGCAAUGUGCAACUUCUCACUGCAUCUGGUGGAAAUGGAGGACUCUUUUUGUACU